Cantharellus anzutake is the source of this 2712-nucleotide messenger RNA. RefSeq names its product muts domain V-domain-containing protein. The record is from RefSeq and is a predicted model, not a curated record. The coding region runs from base 1 to 2712 and encodes 903 amino acids. Gene Ontology annotation, molecular function: ATP-dependent DNA damage sensor activity; ATP binding; mismatched DNA binding. NCBI's taxonomy places the organism in Eukaryota, Fungi, Basidiomycota, Agaricomycetes, Cantharellales, Hydnaceae. The transcript is spliced from 10 exons. Gene Ontology annotation, cellular component: nucleus. Gene Ontology annotation, biological process: mismatch repair.
AUGGUCCACAUAGCCAUCCUUGACGGCGGAAACUCAAAUGUUCCUCAGACUCAACUUGCUCUAGAUAUUCGAUUUAACUUGGCCAGGUUCCCCAACUGCAUAUUGCUUACCCGAGUUGGCCAGUUCUAUGAAUCUUACUUCGACCAAGCACCUGAGGUGGCACGCUUACUGGAUAUCAAACUCACUUCGCGACGUUGGGGUGGCUCACGCGUUCAUAUGUGUGGAUUCCCAUUGGUGCAUCUAGACCGCCAUUUGAAGGUUCUCGUCUCCCAGAGCAAGCGCUUUGUCGCUCUUUGCGAAGAAUUCAAGGUUCCUGAUGGCUUUGAACGAAGAGUGGUUCGCAUUGUCACUCCAGGGACACUGAUUGACGAGUCAUUUCUCAAUCACUACGAGAAUAAUUAUCUGGUCGCAAUUAGUACGGGAGACUCGGAAGCGGCUGGCUUGGCGUGGAUCGAUGUUUCUACUGGAGAGUUCUUUUCACAAUCUUCCACUAUUGGAGAGCUUCAAAAUGAUCUUGCUCGGAUUUCCCCUCAGAGGACUAAUAAGAACCAUCCUCUCCACCAUAUACUGGGUGAUGACUUCUCUUCUAUCACGAGUUACACGAGCUUUGACAAUGAAGUUAUCCCUUCACCUACUGACGGAGUCCCGGCAUCUACGACUUCCAUAUCUUAUGGCCAGGAUGAGCUGGCAGCUGUCCGUCUGCUUACCUCGUUCCUGCGAACCCACCUCCUCGAGACAAUGCCCAAUCUCCCAGCCCCGGUCCACCAAACUUUCGAAACUAAAAUGCAAAUUGAUUCCCAUACGAUCGCUGCGCUUGAGAUCAAACGAGUCAUUCGUGACGGUGGAGUUAAGGGCAGCUUACUCAGCACAAUCAAACGCACUGUGACGAGGAGCGGCACUCGCCUGCUGUCGCGGUGGCUAUGCUCGCCUAGCACGUCGUUACCUGAGGUUCAUGCCCGUCAAGAGCUUGUGGCGCUUUUCAAACGUCGGCCGCAUCUUAGAGCUGAUUUAACUGCGAUUCUUCGAUGCAUUGGAGAUGUUACUCGCAUCGUUCAGAAACUCAUGUUCCGCAGGGGUGAUAUCAGCGACCUUGUUGCAAUGAGGGAAACGAUUCAGGCUUGGAUCUCGAUCCGAGAACGGGUUUUUCUCGAGGUGGAACAAGCCAAGGUUGAAAGUGAGGAAUCUGUGCUGAACUGGGCUUGCAUACUUGGUUUGAUGGACAGAAUGGUGAAUAUGGAACAGCUUGCUACACUCAUCGGUUCCGCCAUCAGUGAUAUGGAAAAGUUGCCGAAUGAUACAAGCAGUGAAUUUGACGAUGGCGAAGAAGGGAGACUACCACCCGAAGAUACUGUGGCCUUUAUCGGGCAAUAUGACGCUCGCAGAGGUGACCUGGUCUUCAGUUUCUCCCCAGUGUUGCAGGGUUUGCACCAGCGCUUGAACGAGCUUCAUGAUGCACAACAAAAACUGGAGAAGUUGUUGCAAGGGCAAUUCAAUGUUCCGUCCCUGACCCUUCGAGCGAAUCCGCAACAUGGACCUCACGUUCAUAUUGCGAAGGUACGGAGGGACGGCCCUCGCUUUGAAGCUUCAGAUGCCAUUCCGAUUUCAAGGAGCAAGACCACGAGCACAUAUUUUCUCAAGGAAUGGUCACAACUUGGGUCCGAGAUUAUCGAUACCCAAAACCAAUUGUUCCUAGCCGAACGAAGCGCGCUCGAGGACCUAAGAAACGAGGUCAAUGCUCACGCAGCGAGCUUGCGGAGGAAUGCGAGCCUGAUUGAUGAAUUAGAUGUGCUAAUGGGCUUCGCCGACCUUGCACACGAGAUGAACUUUGUUCGUCCAACCCUCUCCGAUGAGCAAGUAACAUUCGUACUCAAAUUUACAAUAUUUCACGUCGCCAAUGGUCGCCAUCCGACUGUUGAGAUGGGCCUUUUUCGGCAAGGCCGCACCUUCACUCCAAAUACCGUUCUUUUGUCCCCCUUGUCCCGCCUCCAUAUCAUCACCGGCCCAAACAUGUCUGGAAAAUCUUCCCUUCUUCGCCAAUCAGCUCUCAUAGUAAUCCUUGCGCAAGUCGGGUCGUUCGUUCCUGCCGAUAACGCACAUAUCGGGAUAGUGGAUGCGGUGUUUACUCGUGUGGGUGCAAAAGAUGACUUGUAUCGAGAUCGGAGCACGUUCAUGGUAGAAAUGCUCGAGACUGCAGAGAUAUUGAAGAGAGCUACGGACAAGAGUAUGGUUAUCAUGGAUGAGGUGGGGAGGGGCACUACGAUCAAAGACGGAGUUGCUAUUGCAUUCGCCACAGCAUGGCAUUUGUACAGGGUGAAUCAGUGCCGAACGCUGUUCGCAACACAUUUUCAUGAGGUGGCAGAUAUGUUGGGGUACAGAGAAGACAAGAAUGCACCGGCUGACGGAGAGGGAGUGGAUGAGAAGGGGAAUGCCUUCCCUUUUAUCAAGUUCUUCUGUACGGGGAUUGACAAGUUCGAGGACGGGCGCUUUUCGUAUUCGCACCGACUGCGGCCAGGGGUGAAUCGAGAUAGCCAUGGAAUCGAAGUGGCCCAAAUGGCCGGAAUUCCACUCAAAACUGUCAAUGUGGCGUCCAGGGUACUGAAAUGGAUGGGUUCACAGGAACAGCAUUGGCUUUCCAGCAGUGAUCAUCUCCGUAUUCUCGGGUCAGAUUUGAUGCGUCGUUCGGAGGCAGAGACCGAUCCGACUGGCACCUAG